CACCAUGUCUGAGCUGGAUCCGUUGUGCGGUUAUACAGAAGAAACGACACCCACCUACAACCACUACAAUCGCAUGAAAAAGAACCUGGCCAGCCGUCGUAAUUGCAAAUUAGCUACUUUCAGCGUUGUCUUGGUAGCCACCAGCUUGAUAGUUGCCACUGUCUUUCUAUUUGUUGUCGACAAUGAUUCAGCUGAUGACGGCCCUCUACCCACGGAUGUCACGCCGCUUGACCUAAACGUGGAGCAUUCGCUUUUGCAAGUCUCCUUCCCUAUUAAAAAAGGUCGUUCAAGAGAAUUCAAAGGAAAAGAUAUGGCUUCUUGGGAGACACCCACUCCAACUGUAGACAUGGACUUGCUGAAGGAAUGCAACACAGAAGGUCGGAAUGAAGUGAACCGCCGAAAGGCGAUGGAAAAGACUCUAGUGGAGCCUAAAGGUCCGGCUUUCUACCACCAAAUGUCGACGGCCCUGAACGAGGAAUCAGUGGACUGGAUCCAAUCGGGUGUCAUGGCCGAAGCCACUCUGCGUUGCCUCAAAGACCAUCAGAUCGAACUGGAAACUCUUCAAAAAUCCGGCUGGCGUUUCUUGCAGGAACAAUGGCCACAGUGUGGCGAAGGGCAUUCGCCGUUCGGCGGAUUUAAAUGCUCCGCAAAAGAUAAAUACCGCUGGAUGGAUGGUAUCUGUAAUAAUUUACAGCACCCACAAUGGGGAUCUGCCCUGCAGCCCUUUCGGCGCAUGUUGCCAGCCGAGUACGAAGACGGAUUCUCUAAGCCCAAACCGUCUUUCCCGACCGGAAUUCAUCCGCCCGGACGUCAAGUCAGCAUUUGCAUGCAAAACGCAACCAAUCAAUAUGAUGAGCCUAGACUGUCGAUGCUCUUUGUCCAUUUUGCUCAUUUCCUCGAUCACGAUUUCAGCAACAUUGCCGCUUAUAAAGGUGCUAACCGUAGUGCCAUUCCGUGUUGCGGCGCCGAAGAACGCCAUCCGGAAUGCUUCGCUCUCGAACUUAAGAGUAACGACCCCUUCUACAAAGAGAAAGGUCUUAUGUGCAUGGACUUUGUCCGUUCGGCACCCGCUCCCCAAUGUCACAUUGGCGUGCGAGAACAGAUGAAUCAAGCGUCUUCUUACAUCGACUUGUCCAACGUUUACUCAACAACGGAAAAGGACGAACACGAACUUCGUGACGUUGACGGAGGCUACAUGAAAUCGCCCACCGAGCCGGACGGACGUUACAUGUUACUCCGAUCCAAAGAUCUCAACGAUGGCUGUAACCGUCCCGACAUGUUGGAAGCCAACACGCCCUGCUUCCGUUCAGGUGACCUCCGCGUGAAUGAAUUCAUCGGUUUGACGAACAUGAAUCAGAUUUGGAUGCGAGAACACAACCGCGUCACCGACUUCUUCAUCAAAAUCAACGGUCAUUGGAGCGACGAACGUUUGUACCAAGAGAGUCGGCGUGUCGUCAUCGCUGAAAUGCAGCACGUCGUUUACAACGAAUUCGUUCCGCUUUUGCUCGGAGAGAAGCUGACCAAGUCGUUGGGGUUGAAUCCUUUAAAGGAAGGUUAUUUCCACGGCUAUGACGAUAAUCUGGACGCCGGAGUCGCCAAUUCUUUUGCAUCGGCCGCCUUCCGGUUUUAUCACAGCAUGAUUAAGGACCUAGUGGCUUUCGAACAGGCUGGAAGUGGUGUCACCGAGUUUGCUCCAUUGCACACGAUGCUGUACAAUCCGUUUUCCAUGUGGCAAUACGGUAAGGUGGACGAGCUGAUCCGCGGCAGCGCGGCGCAGAAUCCCAGGCCGAUCCACACUUCAUUCGCUGCAGAAGUGGCCAAUCAUCUGUUCCAGCAGGAAAACGCUUCUUUCGGAUUCGACCUGUUCGCUUUCAACAUCCAGCGAGGACGGGACCACGGCCUUCCGCCUUACUACAAAUGGCGCGAGGUAUGCCACCUGCCACCGGCUGCCAACUUCACGCAGAUGAAAGAGUUCUUCCGUCCUCACUCGCUGGAACUCAUCCAACGCUUUUACGUCGAUGCGACGCAUUUGGAUCUUUUCACUGGAAUGUUGGCCGAGAAUCCUCUGCCCGACGGACUGUUGGGACCGACGGCCAGCUGCAUCAUCGCCGACCAGUUUGUUCGAGCGAAACGCGGCGAUCGUUUUUGGUAUGAAACCGACGAUCCUCUGCUGCGUUUCACCCCAGAUCAAUUGAGUUCCAUACGCGAUGUGACCCUAGCCAGGGUCCUUUGCGAGAAUGGUGACGCCAUGGACACGAUUCAAGAGAGAGCAUUAGAGGCCGUCAGCGAAAGCAACCCACGCAAACACUGCUCGGGUUACCAAAUUCCUCGUCUCGAUCUCACACGCUGGCACGAAGCCAAACCGGAGGCUUCCUUUUCCAAACAUUGAAUGUUUUUACAAAUUAGUUUCGAUGCCCCGAGUUGCCGUUUUUUUUCUUUUAAGUUGAUCCAUUUCGAGUUUUUUUUUUCAAAAUAUAAAAGGGCGUAGCUUUUUUCCCCCAGCAAAAAAAAAAGAUGUCAUUUGUAAGGCACUUCAAAAUAAUAAAAACCGGUUCUCGCAGA
Daphnia carinata is the source of this 2562-nucleotide messenger RNA. Its product is annotated as peroxidasin homolog. Gene Ontology annotation, biological process: response to oxidative stress. Gene Ontology annotation, molecular function: peroxidase activity; heme binding. The coding region runs from base 5 to 2389 and encodes 794 amino acids. The transcript has 12 exons. Lineage: Eukaryota; Metazoa; Arthropoda; Branchiopoda; Diplostraca; Daphniidae. The record is from RefSeq and is a predicted model, not a curated record.